Messenger RNA from Pocillopora verrucosa, 3246 nucleotides. The record is from RefSeq and is a predicted model, not a curated record. NCBI's taxonomy places the organism in Eukaryota, Metazoa, Cnidaria, Anthozoa, Scleractinia, Pocilloporidae.
CUUUUCCAUGCAACUCUCCUUGUCUUUUGGUUACCACUCCUGAUCGCAUUUUGGCUUUGACCUACGACACCAGUUCGAGUUUUGUGGUCAUUGCCAAUUCAUCAUACGCUACAGCUUUAGACUACUACUACAAUGACUACAACAAGCGUGGCUUUAUAUUUUGGACCGAUAGGGUGGAAAAGAGCAUUAAGCGCUCAAAUAUGGAUGGAACAGACAUAAAAGUUAUCUACAAUGGCCCAGAAGAAUGUUACGGACUAGCUGUGGAUUGGAACUCAUUACAGUUGUAUGGGACUGAUUUAACAAAUGAUACGAUAUGGGUAUCUGACUUUGAGGGAAGAAACAGGCGUAUGGUCAUUUCUUCAGAUCUUGACACGCCUACAGGAAUUGCUCUCGACCCACACGAGGGAUUGAUGUUUUGGAAUGCAUGGGGAAACACCUCGAAAGUCGAGAAAUCAAACUUAGAUGGAACCCAACGUUUUGCUAUAGUAACGUCAAAUCUUACUUGGCCAAGUGGUAUCACUCUUGAUCGACGAAACAAACUUGUUUACUGGGUGGACGAGUCCAGAGGCGCAAUUGAAUCCGUUGAUUACAAUGGGAACAACAGAACUUUACUCUUUCAGCAAAAUGGUUUAGACUUCUAUUCACUUUCCUUCAUCUCCCCUUAUUUAUUCAUCACUGGGUGGAAAGAAAAUUGGAUUUAUAAAUUUGAUGUCUUCAAUGGAACUGUUGUAAGCAUUAUAUCAUUGUCCCACGGAAAAGCUUAUGGACUCGUGGCAUAUGACAGCUAUCGGCAGAUAUCAGGAAUCACGUGCCCAGGAUUGCCUUCACCAACAAACGGAACAAGACUUGGAUGUUCAGGGAAUGCAACUGAGUUUUAUGAUACAGUCUGUCAGUUUAAGUGCAAUAAUGGCUAUACAGGAUCUGGUUCUCAAAUAAGAAGAUGUCAAGAGAAUAAAACUUGGAGUGGUGAAGAGUUUGUCUGUCAAAGAAUCACGUGCCCGGGAUUGCCUUCACCAACAAACGGAACGAGACUUGGAUGUUCAGGGAAUGCAACUGAGUUUUAUGAUACAGUCUGUCAGUUUGAGUGCAAUAAUGGCUAUGUAGGAUCUGGUUCUCAAAUGAGAAGAUGUCAAGAGAAUAAAACUUGGAGUGGUGAUGAGUUUGUCUGUCAAAUUGUGAUGUGCCCUACUCCGAUGCCACCAGCCAACAGUGUUCGACAGGGAUGCACUGGGAAUGCAACAGAAUACCCUUAUAACACAGAGUGUCAGUUCUCCUGCAUUGAGGGCUAUAAACUUGUUGGCUCUAGCUUGAGAAAAUGCCAAGACAACGGGCUCUGGAGCGGAGGAGGGGAAUUUUAUUGCGAGAGAAUCACGUGCCCAGGAUUGCCUUCACCAACAAACGGAACAAGACUUAGAUGUUCAGGGAAUGCAACUGAGUUUUAUGAUACAGUCUGUCAGUUUAAGUGCAAUAAUGGCUAUGUAGGAUCUGGUUCUCAAAUAAGAAGAUGUCAAGAGAAUAAAACUUGGAGUGGUGAUGAGUUUGUCUGUCAAAGAAUCACGUGCCCAGGAUUGCCUUCACCAACAAACGGAACAAAACUUGGAUGUUCAGGGAAUGCAACUGAGUUUUAUGAUACAGUCUGUCAGUUUGAGUGCAAUAAUGGCUAUGUAGGAUCUGGUUCUCAAAUAAGAAGAUGUCAAGAGAAUAAAACUUGGAGUGGUGAUGAGUUUGUCUGUCAAAUUGUGAUGUGCCCUACUCCGUUGCCGCCAGCCAACAGUGUUCGACAUGGAUGCACUGGGAAUACAGCAGAAUACCCUUAUAACACAGAAUGUCAGUUCUCCUGCAUUGAGGGCUAUAAACUCGUUGGCUCUAGCUUGAGAAAAUGCCAAGACAACGGGCUCUGGAGCGGUGGAGGGGAGUUUUAUUGCGAGAGGAUAAUAUGUGAUUCUCUUCAACUUCCUCCCAAUGUGAGAACGAACGGUUCUUGCAACCGGUUGCCAGGCAACGGUUGUCACUUUACCUGCGAACGAGGCUUCAACUUGAUUGGCUCAGAAAUCAUGUGGUGCAAUAACGAUGGAUCAUGGACCGGCACGCAACCUCGAUGUGAUGUUGUUACCUGCCCAAUGUUAUCAUUACCGACCAAUGGUGUAUUCUUGGGAUGUAACACUAAUACGACGGAGAUGUUAUAUGGCACAGAAUGCAGCUUCUCUUGUAAAGAAGGAUCUGUAGCGACUGGUUCAACAGGAAGGAGAUGUACGGAAAAUGGAAACUGGACUGGAACAGACCUUGAGUGUACAGGUAUAAGAGAUCUGGCAAAACUCUGAAUCAUGAAAACUUAAAAUAAUCAUAAUUGCCAUUCGAGAAUCCCGCCCACUUAUUCGAUUGGCGAUCUUGAUAAUUAAACAAUUCAAGGCCAUCGAAAUUUUUUUUAUGGUUCGCACAAAGUUGCAGCAAUUUUUUGUUAUGUUUAUGCGGUCCAUCUUACAAAUCGAUAAUUCAUCAAUCAUUGAUGUACCAUCGUUAAACGCUAUAUAAUAACUUGACCAUCUGGAUCGCCAGUCGAUACAGGUUCGUCCACAGUACUUAUGCUCCCAAUCAUUUCAGAUCCGUAGUCGAUCUAAAUUGUUGCAGCAGACUUUAUUAUGACUUUGAAGUUGAUUUAAUAUAUCCCUACAUGGAUUGGUCAAUCGACAUACGAUCGCACCAUGUAAAAAAAUUGACGAUAUUAGAUCACCAGUCGAUGAAAGAUCGUCGAUAGUCUUAUGACUGGGAUUCGCAAUCAUAGUUGAUCGCUACAGUCGAUCUAAUAUCGUUGCGUAUUCCUUUUUUAUGGCUACACGGUCCAUUUCGUAAGAAUCAAUCGACGUGGAAUUGAAAGACGCAUUAAUUUGACGAUCAUAGAUCGAGUCGAUACAAGAUCGUCAGUGGUCUUAGUCUGGCAUUUUCGUAACAUUCUUUGCUAUGGCUGCGUGGUCCAUCAAAUUUAUCUGUACCUGAAGCGAUCGAUGCACGAUUGUGAAUCGCACAUGAUAACUUGACGAUCUUCGAUCAUUAGUCGAUACAAGAUCGUCGAUAGUCUUAUUAUUUGCAGUGAUUUUAGAUCGCAGUACUCGAUCUAACAUCGUUGUGUUAUUAUUCUGUAUUGCUUAUGUCGGCUGAUCCUAUGUAUCUGUGCAUGAAUCAGUCGACUCAAGGUUCAUCAGUAAGGAGAUGCAUGGAAAAUGGAGUUUGAAAUUGAACAGAUUUUGA